Symbiodinium natans is the source of this 378-nucleotide messenger RNA. The record is from the annotation of a GenBank genome assembly. NCBI's taxonomy places the organism in Eukaryota, Dinophyceae, Suessiales, Symbiodiniaceae.
AUGGUGGAUGCACGCCGUGAACUUCAAAGCUGCGAUAGCAGCACUGUGCCUCCGCUACUAACGGACGGAGGCACAGCGGCUGGGUGCAUCGAGCGUGGAUUUGAGAACGGCUUCAUGAACGUCCUCGAAGAUCCUGCGGCGCUCAACGCGUUGAAGGACGAGAAGGCUGAGCCCGCGGGGGCGCUUGCGGCCCUUGCCGCAAUGAACAUGAAGCAUCGAAGCGCAAACAUGAGCACAGCCGAGUCUGGCCGCAUUCGUGCAGACCGAAGCGGAUCCCAUCUUCAAUCCUGCUGGUCCGACUUGAAGAUCGAGAACUGUUGGCUGAAAGAGGACAUCAAAGACGUGAACAAAGAAAAUAAAGGCCAGCAGAGCACAUAA